AUCGCCAUGACACACGAAACAUCCACAGCUGUCCGCUUGAGACUGCUCUCGAAUGGCGCCGCGGAGUAUUUGGAGACCAGAGCACACGAGAGUCUGGGACUGGAGCUGGCGGGGUCUGAGAGUCUUCAAUAUGAGCCGCUUCGCGACCGUUUCAUAGCAAAGGAUUUUGCGCUAAGAGGAAAAGACCAAAAUACGCAAUCCAAAGAAAAGCUGAAAGACUUGGAGUCAACGCUAUCACGAUUCGCAAAGAUACUGAAAGAGAGGGGCUGCGACGAUCAACUCGGCAUAGUUCUGAAGGAGCCUACAAACUAUCAACUCGAAGACGUCCUUUCCGUUACAGAAUCUAUUCAAAAGAAUUACCGUGACGCUGAGAAUGUCAAAACCACCAUGGGUGUGAUUCGAAAAUUCUUUCGGAAAUCAGGGGAGCAUCAUGGGCAACUCAGUCGACUACUUAAAUUUGUUCCGAAUGACAAUUACGGCGCAAUCAUCUUGGGAGGCUUCACGUUGAUCAUAGGGGCAGCCGGGCGAGCGGACAAGCUCCGCACAGUAAUAUAUGAAACUCUCGCCAAGAUUCCUCUCAAGCUCAGUGAAGUGCAAGAACUAGCGGAAGUUCAUUAUCGAUCAGGGAUUCUGCAAAUGCAUGCUGAUGCCGUUUUCGUGUCCAUCUUUGUGACCUUGGAAAAAAUCGUCAAUGAAUUGACAAAAAAUGUGGCGAAAAAAGGGAUUUCGCUCUUAUUCAAGGGUGAUAGGCACGGUUUUGAUGUCACAGAAGCGAUUCAGGCUGUCGAAAGUAGCCUCGAGGAAUUCAGAAUACAAGUCGGCAUAUGCUCUGAGCAAAGAUUUGGCCGAAUGGACAUGAAGAUGACUAGGUCAAUGCUCGCUGCAGAAAGCUGUGAGGAGAAGGCAAGUGAAAUGGUCUCUGGACUUGCUGGUCUCAGUCAACAGGUGGUCAGCCUUAGCGAGCAGCUGGAAGGCUUCAAGAAAAGGCACGCCGAAGCGAAAGAGACACACAAACAAUUGUUUGAAGCGGCAGAACAGCCGAGCCCCCUACGUUUAUCCGAUGGGACUCAAGAGGAAGAACAAAAAGAGAUUGUGGGCUACUCAAAACUUCAAGUCGAUGUUUUCAACCACAUAUACAUGCUGCUAACCGCUAGUCCUGCAUUUGAUUCUAAUACAGGCAAAAUUGAUCUCCAAAGGGCAUUGGCGAUGAGGACGGAACGCGAAUCUGCCGCGGCUAGACGGAAUCACAAAGCUGUAUCAGCCUUGCUCAGACUUCUCAAACCCACCUGCACCACCGUCGACAGUGAUCUCAGGGAAGCUUUUGAUGGAGCUGGCACGAUGAGUGCAGGCGAUGUGGAAAAGAUUCAAUUCGCAUUAACGUCUGAUGCAAUGUAUCGGUGGCUCAAGUUGCCCCGCUCGAACGUGCUGUUGGUCGAGUGUCAAACAUUUCCAGUCACGAUUCCGAACCCAAUUACGUAUGUGACGGCAUAUCUUACCAAGAUGCUACGAGAGAAAGAGUACCCAACUACCGCAUUCUUUUGUGGAUUACAGGCCAAUACAUCAAUGGACAAGCGGAAGUCUGGUCCCAUUGCACUUAUCAAAAGCUUGCUGGCACAACUGCUACUUGAGGUCGAGAAAAAACGGCCGACAACACAUAUCGCUCAAACGAGAGCAUUUGUGAAAAAUGGCGAAUCGCUUAAAGACGUUAACUUUGUUUUCGAUUGUUUACACCGCUUUUUGUCCUUGAUCGACAGUCCUACUGGUGGUAUAUUCAUACUCAUUGACUCGGCUGUGUAUCUCACAGGUUCUGACGCCGAGAAUAGUGAGAUUCUUCGAUUGCUGUUGAGUCUAACGAGGGAUUCAAAGCUUAUGGUAAAGAUUCUUAUCACUGGAGUCUUCUCUGUCACUACCGUUCAUGGUUUGGCAUGUGAAGUGUUAUACGUUCCAGACGAUAUACCCGGUGGUGGUAUUGGGUUUGAUCCUAAUUUUCUGGAAGAAAGUAUGCUGGAAUCGUUUGGGGAAUUUGAGCUGCUGGAAGACAACGAAGAAGAGAAGUCAUGA
Periconia digitata is the source of this 2061-nucleotide messenger RNA. Lineage: Eukaryota; Fungi; Ascomycota; Dothideomycetes; Pleosporales; Periconiaceae. The record is from the annotation of a GenBank genome assembly.